Messenger RNA from Knipowitschia caucasica, 306 nucleotides. The record is from the annotation of a GenBank genome assembly. Lineage: Eukaryota; Metazoa; Chordata; Actinopteri; Gobiiformes; Gobiidae.
AUGACACGUUACGAAGCUGCCAGUGCGGAUACAAGUCGGCGCCUGUACCGAGCUUUAAAACAGACGCAGGUCGCUGUGCCAGGCCUCCCACCGUGUUCGGCGCUGGAUUCUCGGUGGGGGUUGCGAGGCGUGUACAGAUUUGCCCUGUCACCAGAAGCCUGCUCUGGCUCCUGCCCCCCCCCCCUUCCGGCCUCUGCAGCGGUGGACAGAGCAAGAUUGGAACAUGAUAAAGUGGACACGCAGCACAGAGCGGGGAAACGCUGGUGGCUUUCUGUUUUCCGAGACUUUUUGUGGGGUCUGGUUUGA